Molecule: messenger RNA, 336 nt
Organism: Strongylus vulgaris
Lineage: Eukaryota; Metazoa; Nematoda; Chromadorea; Rhabditida; Strongylidae
Source: the annotation of a GenBank genome assembly
AUGAAGCUUGCUGUAGUAGUUUUUGCAUUGAUUGUUCCCGCUCAUUGUUUGAAAAUUCCACUUCCAUUUGGAGGUCUCAACCUCGGCAGAACACCAGGUGGCGAGUUUAUAGUUGGCAUUCAGCGAGGUGUUGAGGUGCUUGGCAAUGGAUACAACAGCGACACCAGUCUUGCUAUUGGCAAAAAUGCAACUUUCAACGUUAAUAAUGCCCAUGAUGUAUUGGUAAAUGGACGAAAGAGUGGCCCACGAUCCUCGCUUGGAUUUGGCAAAAAUGGUUUCCAGAUAGGUUCUGGGUUUUCUGUGCUGGAGCCGUCAAAGGUAGGUUUCAGCUUGUAA